AUGCAUGCACAUCCACAGGACAGAAAUGUUAUAAGAAUCAUAUGUAUUGCACUAUUAACGUUCAUUUUACUAGGUUUUAUCAAAGAAGUGCUGACGGUUCAAAAAAGCAUAAGUAAGAGAACCAAUGCCUCGUUUUUGAUUCUAGAAGAUCUUACGCUCUACAUUUGCAGUUUCUUGGUUUAUUCCCUGUACUGUAACAUGUUAAAAACCGAUCUAAAGAAAAUGUGGCUUCAUAAGUACAAAUUGUGUGCAAUUAUAUGCUUUGAUAUUGUCCUUUCACAGUGCUUUGUGUUCAUUGGCAACCUAAAAAUACCGCUUAUAGCAAAUAACAGUAGUUCAGAUGCAUCCUCGCUGGGCAGUGCGGUAAAAUUAACCCGAAUCUUUACGCUUGUAAUUUUCGGACCCUUCCUUGAAGAAAUCAUUUUUAGGCGGUUUCUCUACCAGCUAAUCAAAAAGGACAAACGAUUGUCUAAAGCAAUUAGAAAUUUAGAAUGGCGCAACAUUUUACUCAUAAUUUCGCUGAUAGUGAUUAACUCUACGCUGUUUGCGCUGUUACAUUACGAUGGGCGUUUUAUUAAUUUCUUUCCAUGGCCAUUUCUAUAUUUUGCGUGUGGUGGUAUGAACCUGUGCCUGGCAUGCGAACUCUGUGACAACAUUGUGAGUGCUGUAUUUAUGCACAUCUCUUUUAACUUUUUUGUGUUGAUAAAGGCAAUUGUGGCAACGUAAACCGCAGUUUGCCAGCUGCAAAGUCAUUACAAAUUUGAAUGUGUAGCGCAUGGCUGGCUGAACUAUAAUUUUUGUUUAACAUGCGUAAUUUCUGUGGGUUAUCAUCACGAACAGUAUAAGAAUGACAAAUUUUUAUUCCGAUGCCUAAAUGAACCAAUACCGCUUUUAGAGAUUGAUAUAGAAUAAAAGUUCUGCUUGCAA
This is a messenger RNA of Vavraia culicis subsp. floridensis, 927 nucleotides long. RefSeq lists its product as uncharacterized. The record is from RefSeq and is a predicted model, not a curated record. The coding region runs from base 1 to 726 and encodes 241 amino acids. Gene Ontology annotation, molecular function: metalloendopeptidase activity. Gene Ontology annotation, cellular component: membrane. NCBI's taxonomy places the organism in Eukaryota, Fungi, Microsporidia, Pleistophoridae. The transcript has a single exon. Gene Ontology annotation, biological process: CAAX-box protein processing.